GGGCCGCCCGCGGUGCGUUGCGUGGGUUCGUCCCGCAGUGCCGAGGCGCCCGCGUCGGAAGGAGCCGCUGUUUGUAGCUCCCCGUUACCGGCCGCAGCUGCGCCGGCCUCCCUGCCCGCCCGCAGGACCUCGGGAACGGACAUGAUCUCCCACGCGGACCCGAAGGCGGAGCGCUGGUUCUCCCAUCUGCGUGCCUGCGAGGGGCAGGCGGGUCUGCGCGGCACCUGCCCAGGUAGGUUCUGCCAGCUUCACGUCUACCUCAGUUUUGGUGAAGGACAAACGUUCGGGAACGCUUUUGGACACCACAUCUCCCUUCUGCUAAAACGGAUGGCACCUCUGAACAGCUCUGUGGUCCAUGAGUUUCUGUUCACUUGCCUGGAACGUCCAUUGGGCUUCCCGCUCCCUGAGUGUUGCCUCAGGCCCUCCCUGUGCCAUCACAUCCAGCCUCCUGACAGUGGGGUACAGCAGCCAAGGGCCCGGCUGCGUUCUGUGAGCAGCCCUGCUGGGUUGGAGCCAAGUCUAAGCCCCGUCAUAGGGAUUCCAGGACUGGCUGAAAUGGGUGAUGCCAGAGAAGGGAAUCAGCACGCGGUGGCACCACCUCAACACGCUCUGCCAUCCUUCCAAUUGAAAUCCUUCCAGCGAGUUCCACUCAUCGUGAUGUUGAUUCAGCCUCUCACAGACAACUCGUCCUGGGUGCCACUGAAGAUGCUGGAUAGGUCAGGCAUCGAACAGAAAUGAUUGUAGAAGUUUCAUGAUGGAGAGCUGGAGCCACACCAGCAGUCACUGUGAUAGGAAGCUUAAAACUUCUCAUCUUCCCCAAGUAAGUCUGAUGUGGAGGUUAAGAGCUUCAUGCUGGCCUGUCAUCCUUUUAACCUGUCUUUGGUUAGCAAGAUUUGCCUUUCUUCCAGGCCUGGAUGGAUGUAACUGCAGUCAAAUGGAAGUGCCUUCAUGGUGAACAGCAGUGUUCCCAUUUGUUUCUUUCAGGGGAUUGCAUUAAUGAAAACCAUGAGGGAACCACACCAGAUUGCUAUGAAAAGCCCCUUAGGAGUUCUCUGUGAAAUCAUAUGGUGAUGUUUUCUCACACUGACUAGAAAGAGGAAGAUUAAACAUGUUAACCAAGCCAAUCUAUGUACGACUGUAGGCUCUCCUUCCUUAAUUGCCCGCUUACAACUCAGUACUGACUCUCCUCUUCCAAAGCACAGUUACUUAUCACAGCUCUGCCAGGCCACAGGAAGCAUCUGUGGUUUGUGUGUCAGCCCCACAGGGCCGAUACGUUUCCAGUUUGUUCCACAGGAGUUUUCAGAGUACCAGGAAAUAGCAGCCAAAUCUGUCCCGCUUUAGAAAAAAUCUGCAGGUCUCUGUUGCUGUGGCUUUUAGUUCUCAGCCCGUUCCGUAUUGUGAGUCUACGUGCAGUCAGCAGCAAUUCAUCCCUGGAAGUCCGUGUGAAGAGAUGGCAUGGAAAUCCAUUGGUGUGGUUGACCUAUGUGAUGCUGAGGAUGGGGUGGAGAGCAAGGAAGAGGAGAAUCCCCGCUGGGGCAUCCCUGGGCCAGCAAAGCACGAGGGUUUGCUGUCAGCACUGCCCAAGGAGAGGAGCUCUCAGAGUCCUGCACGGGACCCGGUUCACCCCCGCAGGUCAGAAAGGGUUCAGAGAGCACCCCUGGGGAAGAGGCAGAGCCGAGUGAUGGCACGCGGGAAGAGCUUCAGGAGGCUGCCGGAUCUCAUCCAGCAGAGAAAUCCUGCUGUGGCGAGACUGACGAUCUGCAGGGACUGCGGGAAGGGCUUCAGGCUGAGCUCCAACCUCAUCCAGCAUCGGAGGAUCCACACUGGGGAGAAACCCUUCAGCUGCACCGACUGCGGGGAGAGCUUCCGGCAGCGAUCGCACCUCGUCCAGCACCAGAGAGCCCACAGCGGGGAGCGGCCCUACGCCUGCGCCGAGUGUGGGAAGAGCUUCAGCAUGAGCUCCAAGCUGAUCCGCCACCAGGUAACCCACACCGGGGAGAAGCCCUACAGGUGCACCGAGUGUGGGAAGAGCUUCUCUGGGAACUCCCAGCUCGUCCAGCACCAACGGGUGCACACCGGGGAGAAGCCCUACGAGUGCGGCGACUGCGGGAAGAGCUUCAGCGUGAGCUCAGCCCUCACACGGCACCAGCGGGUGCACACUGGGGAGAAACCCUACGAGUGCGUGGAGUGCGGGAAGGGCUUCAGCCAGAGCUCCGAGCUCGUGAAGCACCAGCGGGUCCACAGCGGGGAGAGACCCUACGAGUGCUCCGAGUGCGGGAAGAGCUUCACGGUGAGUUCUGCCCUCAUCCAGCACCGGCGGUUCCACCUGGGCGAGCGCCCUUACGGCUGCACCGAGUGCGGGAAGAGCUUCACGGUGAGCUCCCACCUCAUCCAGCACCGCCGCUUCCACACCGCCGAGCGGCCCUUCGAGUGCGCCGAGUGCGGGAAGAGCUUCCUGUGGAGGUCGGCCCUGCUCCGCCACCACCGGGUGCACACCGGGGAGAGGCCCUACGCCUGCGCCGACUGCGGGGGCAGCUUCCGGCAGAGCGCCCACCUCAUCCAGCACCGCCGCACCCACAGCGGGGAGAGGCCCUACGCCUGUGCUGACUGCGGGAAGGGCUUCGCCGUGAGCUCCGCGCUGCUCCGGCACCGGCAGAUCCACCGGGGAGGGCGGCCAUAGGAGGGCUGAGAACGUGGGGUGGUGCGACCUGAUGCUCAGUGCCACCCCUGGGAGCACAGCACAGCACAGCCCAGCAGAGCCCUGCACAGCCCAGCAGAGCCCUGCACAGCCCAGCAGAGCCCUGCACAGCCCAGCAGAG
This is a messenger RNA of Gallus gallus (chicken), 2819 nucleotides long. It is a transcript of the gene ZKSCAN7, whose product is annotated as zinc finger with KRAB and SCAN domains 7. The record is from RefSeq and is a predicted model, not a curated record. Lineage: Eukaryota; Metazoa; Chordata; Aves; Galliformes; Phasianidae. Bases 1451 to 2680 code for a protein of 409 amino acids. The transcript is spliced from 4 exons. Gene Ontology annotation, biological process: regulation of transcription by RNA polymerase II. Gene Ontology annotation, molecular function: DNA-binding transcription factor activity, RNA polymerase II-specific; RNA polymerase II cis-regulatory region sequence-specific DNA binding.